GGCCUCUCACGCCAGCCCCGCCGCUCCAGCUGUUAAUGGAGCAGGGCAUUUUCAAUCUUCAGGCUUCGCUCCCUGUGUCGAAUGAGGUUUGGAUGAGCCGAGCUUUGCUUGUCUGAAGGAUGGAAAUCUCUUUCCCUGAAGGGGGUGCGCUCGACCUCUCCCACGCAACGGUGCCCGCUCUCCCGCUCUCCGGGGCGCCAGGAGAAGGCGCUGAGGGCUGGUGGCCGAAGGACCCAGCGGGCGCCGCGUCUCCACUCGGGGCCUCCAUCGCCUGCAGCGAGCCAUGUUCCACGCUGCGGGAGCCGCCCAGACCACCCCCUCUCAUGAAGCCAAAGGCGGCGGCGGCAGCACGGUUCAGCGCUCCAAGUCCUUCAGCCUUCGGGCCCAGGUGAAGGAGACCUGCGCCGCCUGCCAGAAGACCGUGUACCCCAUGGAGCGGCUGGUGGCCGACAAGCUCAUUUUCCACAACUCUUGCUUCUGCUGCAAGCACUGUCACACCAAGCUCAGCCUGGGCAGCUACGCGGCGCUGCACGGGGAGUUUUACUGCAAACCCCACUUUCAGCAGCUGUUUAAGAGCAAAGGCAACUACGACGAAGGCUUCGGCCGGAAGCAGCACAAGGAGCUCUGGGCCCACAAGGAGGUGGAUCCCGGCACCAAGACAACCUGAGGCCCCUCUGACCGUCCACUCCCUCCUCCCUCUGUAGAGGCCUGGAGCGGGCAGCGGGAAGGGUGGGAGAGAGAUUGGACCGGGCUCCGGUGGGGGCAGGGUGGGAAGGGGAUGAGGCCAUCUUACUCAGGCAGAAGGUUAUGGGGGCAGGGCUGUGCUCCAGGAUUCCUUCCUUCUCCCUCAGUGGGUGGGGGUUUGGGAACCAGGACUGGGGUUUGCUCACCAGCCUGCUUCCUGUUUCUUCCAGCCUACCCCACCUCACACCAUGGCCCCCUGGGAGGCCCCCAAACCCAGCUUCCCUAUCUAGGUGCCUUUUCUCCAGCAAGGAGUCAGCAUGCUCCCCUCAGGGUCCCAAGCUCCCUCACUGCCACCCAGGGCCCUGUGUGGCCCCCACGUCUCCCCAUCUACCUCCGCUCUUAGCCUGGUCCUGAGCCAUGGAGACGGGAGGAAGGUGAGCCAGAGUGCCCUCUGCUGGGUCUCUCCAAACGCCCACCAGGACCCAGCGGGGGAGAGGAGGGGAAGUGGAACAGCCCUGCCCCACAAAGGUGAGGCAGGCAUGCCCAUUAGGGCUUGGGACCAGCUGCAGCCACGGAAGCAGCAGAAGCUAAAGCACCUGCUAGGCUGAGAGCCACAGAGACUGGUGGGGGGCUGGCAGGCUCACAUUCCCCACUUCUUCUCCCAUUUCUGCCGGUUUUGACUGUUGUAAUCAACCCUAUUUUAAACAUGUUUCAACAGA
This is a messenger RNA of Hippopotamus amphibius kiboko, 1403 nucleotides long. RefSeq names its product LIM domain containing 2 (gene LIMD2). The coding region runs from base 284 to 667 and encodes 127 amino acids. Gene Ontology annotation, cellular component: actin cytoskeleton; plasma membrane. Gene Ontology annotation, biological process: actin filament bundle assembly. The transcript has 5 exons. Lineage: Eukaryota; Metazoa; Chordata; Mammalia; Artiodactyla; Hippopotamidae. Gene Ontology annotation, molecular function: actin filament binding. The record is from RefSeq and is a predicted model, not a curated record.